Messenger RNA from Melampsora larici-populina 98AG31, 234 nucleotides. RefSeq lists its product as uncharacterized. The record is from RefSeq and is a predicted model, not a curated record. The transcript has 4 exons. The coding region runs from base 1 to 234 and encodes 77 amino acids. Lineage: Eukaryota; Fungi; Basidiomycota; Pucciniomycetes; Pucciniales; Melampsoraceae.
AUGUUAAACCUGAAUAUGAAAUUAGAGGACUCGAGUAUCAAAGGACAAGUGAAGGCCAUUGAUUGGCCAUUGAUUUGGAACUUCGAAAGCUGGAAUCUACACAGGCAUAUCAUACUAGAAUUGAUCAUCACCGGAAGAAUUGAUUUAUCAAAAUCAUUAUUAGAAGCACAGGCUAGAACAGUGUUUUUGCUUUAUACUGUUGUUCAGAAGGCAAAUUUGAAAAUGAAUUGUUGA